AUGUGGUGCAAGUUGUGCUUCCUGCUGCUGUACUUCGCGGCGCUGUUCGUGCUGUCGCGGCUGCUGGAGGCGGCGGUGUGGUACGAGACGGGCUUCUUCGCCGCGCAGCUGGUGGACCCCGUGGCGCUCAGCCUCCGCCGCCUCCGCACCAUCCUCGAGUGCCGCGGCCUCGCCCACCCGGGCACCCGGCCCCUCCGCGAGGGACACGCCCGGCACCUCGUGCGCCAGUCCGGUGAUCUCAUGGAGGGUGAACUUUAUUCUGCUCUUAAAGAAGAGGAAGCUUCAGAAUCUGUUUCAAGCACAAACUUCAGUGGUGAGAUGCAUUUUUAUGAACUGGUGGAAGAUACGAAGGAUGGUAUCUGGCUAGUACAGGUCAUAGCAAAUGACAGCAGGCCUCUUAUGGGAAAGGUCCAUUGGGAGCAAAUGGUGAAGAAAGUAUCAAAAUUUGGUGUACGUACAGGUACUUUUAACUGCUCCGGUGACCCAAGAUACUGCAAGAGGAGAGGCUGGAUAAGAUCCACACUAAUUAUGUCAGUUCCACAAACUAGAACAUCCAAAGGAAAAGUGAUGCUUAAAGAAUAUGGUGGACAUAAAAUUGAGACGGAGCAUAUUUUUAAAUGGAUAAUGGCCCACACAGCUUCUCGGAUCAAAACCAUCUUCAAAUCAGAACAUUUGAAAGAAGAAUGGAACAAAAGUGACCAGUAUCGAGUAAAAAUAUACCUGUUUGCUAAGUUAGACCAGCCUCCCGCCUUCUUCUCUGCACUAAGCGUCAAGUUUACUGGGAGAGUUGAGUUUAUUUUUGUGAAUGUAGAAAACUGGGACAAUAAGAGUCAGAUGGCAGAGAUGGGUAUCUAUAAGAUGCCAUCUUACAUCCUUAGAACUCCUGAAGGCAUUUAUCAGUAUGGGAAUAAUACUGGUGAAUUCAUUUCCCUGCAUGCCAUGGACUCCUUCUUGCGCUCUUUACAACCUGAAGUGAAUGAUUUAUUUGUCCUCAGUCUGGUCUUAGUUAACCUGAUGGCUUGGAUGGACCUAUUUAUUACCCAAGGGGCCACUAUAAAGCGCUUUGUUGUUCUGAUAAGCACUUUGGGGACCUAUAAUUCACUCUUGAUUAUUUCUUGGCUACCAGUCCUAGGUUUUUUGCAGUUACCUUAUUUAGACAGUGUCUAUGAAUGUAGUUUAAAAUUGUUCAGGUAUUCUAAUACGACCACCUUGGCAUCCUGGGUGAGAGCUGACUGGAUGUUCUACUCAUCACACCCUGCCUUGUUCCUCAGCACUUAUCUGGGCCAUGGCUUAUUAAUAGAUUAUUUUGAGAAAAAAAGACGGCACCAUAACAGUGAUGAAGUAAAUUCCAAUAACCUGGAGUGGCUCUCAAGCCUUUGGGACUGGUACACCAGCUAUCUCUUCCACCCCAUUGUGUCUUUCCAGGACUUUCCCUUCGAAUCAGAUUGGGAUGAAGACCCAAAUCUAUUCAUUGAGCACUUGGCUUUCCCUGCUUUGUGGCUUCACCCACUAAUACCAACAGAUUACAUUAAAAACCUGCCCGUGUGGCGAUUUAAAUGUCUUGGUGGCCAUUCUGAAGAGGAAAUGGCGGAAAUCUCUCAAAGUGAAAGUGAUUCAGACUGUGAAUGCAAAGAUGUACCAAGUAGUAGCACAAAGCUAUCUGAGGAUGAGCACAGUACCCUUCAAAACCCCUGUGAAGAAGCCCUUCUGCACAGUGCCAAGAUCUGUUCAUGUGCCAAAGCCAGGUCAUACAGAGCUAUGGAAGAUACAGAGCCUGAUUGGUCAGCUUGGCCUACUGAUACAUUGCAUUGUACAGAAUGUGUGGUAUGCCUAGAGAAUUUUGAAAAUAGAUGUCUGCUAAUGGGCUUACCAUGUGGCCAUGUGUUUCACGAGAAUUGUAUUGUCACAUGGCUAGUUGGGGGGCAGCAUUGCUGUCCAGUGUGUAGAUGGGCCUCUUAUAAGAAAAAGAAACCAUACGUAAAUCCUCCUGUUUUGUCAAACCACAACCCUUCUUAGCUGUGUAACCUUCCCAUACAUUUCUUGCUUGCCUUUUACAUGUUAGUCACAAAAGGACCUUGUGGUUUGAAGUUUUAGUUUAAAUGUCAGUAUGGUGAAUGAAAUAAACAUGAUGCUAACCUUGA
Molecule: messenger RNA, 2141 nt
Organism: Euleptes europaea (tarantolino)
Lineage: Eukaryota; Metazoa; Chordata; Lepidosauria; Squamata; Sphaerodactylidae
Gene: RNF103
Product: ring finger protein 103
Exons: 4
Coding region: 1-2016 (671 amino acids)
Biological process (GO): protein ubiquitination
Cellular component (GO): endoplasmic reticulum
Molecular function (GO): ubiquitin-protein transferase activity
Source: RefSeq, a predicted model, not a curated record